AUGUGCCAGAGGUGUCAUGCCCAGCCCGAGACCCUAAGGCACAUUUUAGGGCUUUGCCAGUACACUAAAGGCCUAAGAAUCAAAAGGCAUGACGAGGUAAAAACUCUCCUUGCCAAAAAUUUACAAGUCAACAAUCAAGUAUUUGUCAAGGCUACAAUUAAUAUUGGAGAGAAUCUACUUAAACCGAACCUUGUGGUGAAAAACGAGGUACGGCUUCUCGUGGUCGACGUAACAGUCCGCUACGAGAAUAGAGAUUAUCUCCAAAAAGCAGCAAAAGAGAAGGUCGACAAAUACACUACUUGUCUAAAUGAACUCAAAAAGAGAUACGGCGUCAAUGAGGGAGCUGUUUUGCCGGUGGUGCUCGGCAGUAGGGGGACAAUAACACCAGAAACGAUAAACAAUUUCAAAACACUUGACAUAUCAAAGAAAGACAUGAAAACUAUUAUAAUGAAUGUGUUGCGCAGUUCAAUAGAGACAUGCAACUUGUUUUUAGACAAUUAA
Bombus pascuorum is the source of this 501-nucleotide messenger RNA. RefSeq lists its product as uncharacterized. The record is from RefSeq and is a predicted model, not a curated record. NCBI's taxonomy places the organism in Eukaryota, Metazoa, Arthropoda, Insecta, Hymenoptera, Apidae. Bases 1 to 501 code for a protein of 166 amino acids. The transcript has a single exon.